Messenger RNA from Dendroctonus ponderosae (mountain pine beetle), 1974 nucleotides. Its product is annotated as malectin. Gene Ontology annotation, cellular component: membrane. The record is from RefSeq and is a predicted model, not a curated record. Lineage: Eukaryota; Metazoa; Arthropoda; Insecta; Coleoptera; Curculionidae. Gene Ontology annotation, molecular function: carbohydrate binding.
UUUUCCAGGUCUUCAGCUCUCUCGAAAAGCAACUAACAUAGAAAUCUUACUUUCAAUAUGGUGAAAAAUCAAAAAGUUUGGCAACGAAGUUGAAAUGUUGUGACAUUAGAGCUUCCUUAACCUCAGAAAGUGAACUGUUACAGAGUCAACAAUAGUUAUGAGGCGAUAAGAAAGUUUCAAGUGGUUUUUUUUACAUAUUAGCGACGUGUAAAAUUAGGAUUAAUAAAAAAUGUUUCGAGCAAAUAUAGGAUAUACUUUCUUAACAUCGACGCUUAUCCUGUUGGUGCUUUGUCUAAUCCAAGGGGCUCAAAGUGCCGGCCAAAUAAUAUAUGCUGUAAAUGCAGGCGGCGAGGCUCACACGGACUCCAAUGGAAUACGAUAUGAAAGAGAUCCUUUAGCAGGGAAAGUUGGCAUUGCCUCAGACUAUGGAAAGUUCCUAGUUAUUGGCCGAGUCCCAGCAAAUGAUCAUAUAUUAUAUCAGACCGAACGCUAUCAUACAAGCACUUUUGGGUACGACCUGAGCUUGCCAGGGGAUGGUAGCUAUGUGCUGGUACUUAAAUUUUGCGAAGUCUACUUCGAGGCUCCAAACCAAAAAGUGUUUGAUGUGGUACUCAAUGAAGAGCACACUGUGGUAGCUGACUUGGACAUCUUUGGGAAAGUCGAUAAAGGAGUUGCUCAUGAUGAAUAUGUUGAAUUUGAAGUUCUUCAAGGAAAAUUGUACGUGAAUGGAGAAGAAUCCGAAGUACAAAACAACAUAAUUAAAGUAGAAUUUAUCAAAGGCUACAAAGAUAACCCCAAGAUCAAUGCCUUUUAUUUAAUGAAAGGAGCAAUAAGCGAUGUUCCGCAACUACCCCCAAUAGUCCCUCCAGAAGAGCGCAAUCCUGAUCUUCCAAAGCUUGAUUUGAAUGAAUUGGAGGAAGAGUCGAAACCCCAGAAAAGACCGCGCAACAUUCCCACAAUGCCUGAGUCGUAUGAACCAGAAGAAGAAUCUUCUAUCAUGUUGCCGGUUUUUAUUGUGAUCGGUGCAUUCAUUCCCAUAUUGUUCUUUUUGUGCAAAUUGUGAUGUAAUGAAAAACCGUUACUUAAUUAUGCAACUUCAGGUGAUAAAAACAGGCAAAACAUGUGUACUUAAUGAAGCAUUAGAGAAUUUUUUCUGGGUGUUCAUUUCCGUGGGUUUUAGGAGAUUUUAGGAGGUUUUAGGAGGUUAGUGAAUUGAUUCUUAUGUAUACUUUAAGAAAACUGCUGUUUUAAACGAGUACUUUCAGUGAAAAGUUUUUUUGAAAACGGAAAAAAUUUCGUAGAAUUUCCGAUUAAACUGCGAAUUAGACUAUUUUUUGCUCUAAAUUGUUGUUUUUGUACAUAAUUGAAAUAUUUUGUUUAUGAAUAAAUUAAUGUGUUGUAAUGAUAAAUGACCUUUGAGUAUACAGGGUGUGCCUUAGGACAAGAAUUCUGACCCUUACGGGACUUUCACAUCAAAAUUAAACCACAGGUCUUGUAUUAAUCCGGUUAUAAUGUUGAUAUGUGGAAAAUUGCCCGAUUAAAUCCACACUUUUACUGUUUGGGGUAAUGGCAGGCGCAAUUCGGGUAGAUAUUUCACGCAAUAUCUAAUUUCUCGUUGAUUUGGACGAAUUCUUAUGUCUAGUGCGUAGAGCAAACAUUUUCUUGGCACCCUUUUGACUGAUCUUUAACAGGAAUUAUUAGAGAUGAUUAAAAAGAUGCUUAAAAAAGAGUAAAUACUUUGUUAAAGCAAGUCUAUUUUCUUAUUCAACAAGGCAUUUGUAAAAGAACCUCAGGAACACCCUGUGUAAUACUUGUGUACUUUUUACCAAUUUGGAGUGUUAUUUAUAAAUGUUGAUCACUUGGUGAAAGAUUAGUGAAUGUUCGUUUGAUCUAUGGUUGGCACUAUAUUGUAGCUAAGCUGCUUAGUUAAGUUAUUCAAGUUCUGUGUUCUUGAAAUAAACCGAAAUAACAGCA